AUGGCAAGCUAUUUGCAAAUUUCAUUUCUGAUAUUCACAAUCUUGAUUGCUUCCUUCUUCAGUUCCUCACAGUCACAGGGAGGUGGAAUCGCUGUGUACUGGGGCCAAAAUGGCGGUGAAGGGACUUUAGCCGCCGCGUGCGCCACUGGGUUCUACCAAUAUGUGAAUAUCGCUUUCUUAAUAACCUUUGGCAACGGCCAAACCCCAGUUCUGAAUUUGGCUGGCCACUGUGAUCCACCCUCUGGAACUUGCACCAGUAUAAGCAAUGACAUAAGGGCUUGUCAAAAUCAAGGCAUAAAAGUCCUCCUCUCUCUUGGUGGUGGAGUCGGAAGCUACACGCUUUCGUCCGCUGCUGAUGCACAAGAAGUCGCGGAUUACCUUUGGAACACCUACUUAGGUGGCCAGUCGAGUUCACGUCCCCUCGGAGAUGCAGUUUUGGAUGGUAUAGACUUUGACAUUGAAGGCGGUACAGUCCUGUUCUGGGACGACCUAGCUAGGGCGCUCUCGCGUUACAGCAGCUCACAAAGAAAGGUUUACUUAUCUGCAGCACCACAAUGUCCUAUCCCAGAUGCUUAUCUAGACACCGCGAUCCAAACUGGGCUCUUCGACUACGUUUGGAUACAGUUUUACAACAACCCGCCGUGUGAUUACCGAGGCGGCGUGGAUAGUGUUUUAGCGAGUUGGAAUCGGUGGACUGCAGUUCCAUCAAAUCAGAUUUUCAUGGGAUUACCCGCGGCGCCUGCAGCUGCGGGUGGUGGAUAUAUGCCACCAGAUGUGCUCAUUAAUCAGGUUCUUCCAGUUAUCAAGAAUUCUCCCAAGUAUGGAGGAAUCAUGUUAUGGAGCAGAUUCUAUGAUACGAACUUUAGUUCAAUUGUAGUGGAUAGUGUCUCAAAUAAUUUGAAGAAUUCUUGGGAUCGUUGGACUACGUCAGUUAAUGCUGGGAAGAUGUCUACCGGCUGCGCCACAUGCCGCUGGAAGUGGGUUCAUUCCGUCCGAGGUUCUGAAGUCGGAGAAUCUUCCGGUGAUAAGGAAAUCGAACAAGAUUGA
Molecule: messenger RNA, 1047 nt
Organism: Fraxinus pennsylvanica
Lineage: Eukaryota; Viridiplantae; Streptophyta; Magnoliopsida; Lamiales; Oleaceae
Source: the annotation of a GenBank genome assembly